AUGGCAGGCCGGCGCAAUCUCCUAUCUCUGGCCUGCAGGGCCGCGAACCACACUCACGGAGCGCAAAAUGGGACCUCUUUCCUCGAUUCCAUCCUCCCUGCUUCGAGACGGGCCAAAAGUACAAAUUCAACUUCAGCUCUGGCAUAUAAGGCUCUCCACAGGAGGUCACCUCUUCCACUCCCGGUUUCAGAUACAUCUCCACAGUACGGCGCUGCCGCAGCUGUAUCCUCUAUCCUCUACGAAACCCCGGUGGCUUCUCAAGCACCGCCCAAGAAACACAUUUUGAACUGCCUCGUGCAAAAUGAGCCCGGUGUUCUGUCUCGCGUGUCCGGGAUUCUAGCGGCCCGAGGAUUCAACAUCGACUCACUGGUCGUGUGUAACACCGAAGUAGAGGACCUGAGUCGGAUGACCAUCGUGUUGAAAGGACAAGAUGGUGUUGUUGAACAAGCUCGAAGGCAAUUAGAGGAUUUGGUACCUGUAUGGGCUGUGCUGGACUAUACGUCUGCCGCUUUGGUGCAGCGCGAGUUGCUACUUGCCAAAAUCUCUAUUCUGGGCCCCGAGGUCUAUGAAGAAUUGAUGGAGCACCAUCGCGAGAUGACCAGUCCCGACUCAGACCAAGGACCGGCUGAUGUGGAAAAUGCCGAGGAAAAUGCAGACAGGAGGUUGCAGGAAUUGGAAGCAAAUAGGCCUGAAGAAUCAUCUCUCGUGCAACGAGCCAAAGACAUGCUUGGUCAAGGUGCCAGCUACCAUCCCAGCCGUCUUGCUGCCAGUCAAGCGUUGCGACACAAGCAUGAACAUCUCGAAGCCAUUACCCAUCUGACUCACCAGUUCGGUGGAAAGGUCCUGGAUAUCAGCACGAACAACUGUAUUGUGGAACUGUCUGCGAAACCUAGCCGAAUCGAUUCCUUCAUGAAGCUGAUCUCCCCCUUUGGUAUUCUCGAGUCGACUAGGACGGGACUGAUGGCACUUCCUCGAUCACCCCUCUAUGAUCCAAAUGAUGAGCACGUGCGGGAGGCUGAUGAUGUGGUCGACGCUAGCACCCUUCCUCCUGGUUAG
Cladophialophora immunda is the source of this 1056-nucleotide messenger RNA. RefSeq names its product acetolactate synthase, small subunit. Lineage: Eukaryota; Fungi; Ascomycota; Eurotiomycetes; Chaetothyriales; Herpotrichiellaceae. Gene Ontology annotation, cellular component: mitochondrial nucleoid; acetolactate synthase complex. Bases 1 to 1056 code for a protein of 351 amino acids. Gene Ontology annotation, biological process: branched-chain amino acid biosynthetic process. The transcript is spliced from 2 exons. The record is from RefSeq and is a predicted model, not a curated record. Gene Ontology annotation, molecular function: acetolactate synthase regulator activity.